CUUCCCCUCCUCUGACUUAUGGUCUUUAAACACUUUAUUGAUUUUCAUAAACUAGCCGUAUCUAAAAGAUUAAAUGAUUAGAGCGUAAUAAAUCCCAUGUGCUGGUGCACCACGCGACCGGAGGCACGUUAUACCAAGGAAAGGCCUUGUACCAGUGCACUGAAUUUAUCAAACGCGCUCUGCCAGAAGAACGGUGCUUUUGUGGACCUUCAGGCGAUCCAUACAUCUGCUACUCGCGCAGCGGGGCCAACUUCAACAUUCACGCGUCUGUACGCUGACACGAGUCAAAAUGCGUUUACCUCGGUUUAUCAUCUGUCUGGUACUGACUGUGUGGUGUGCGGAGGGCAGCGAUGUGCUCGAGCUCGGAGACUCUGACUUUGACCGGAGCGCAGCCAUGCAUGAGACUCUGCUGGUGGAGUUCUUCGCACCUUGGUGUGGUCAUUGUCAGCGGCUUGCUCCGGAAUAUGAGGCUGCUGCCACAAAGCUGAAAGGGACACUGCCUCUGGCAAAGGUUGACUGCACCGUGAACUCAGAGACAUGUGAGCGUUUUGGAGUGAAUGGGUAUCCCACCCUUAAAAUCUUCCGCAAUGGAGAGGAAGCUGGAUCUUAUGAUGGCCCCAGAAUAGCAGAUGGCAUUGUGAGCUACAUGAAAAAACAAGCAGGUCCAAGUUCUGUGUCUCUGCUCAGUGAGGCGGAUUUGGAUUCUUUUGUCGACAACUAUGAGGCCAGUGUGGUGGGCUUCUUCUCUGGGGAAGACAGUACACAGCUUGCAGAGUUUCUGAAGGUCUCCAGUGCCCUGAGGGACAGCUAUCGAUUUGCUCAUUCCACUGAUGUGGGAACAGGCCUGAAAUACGGUGUAGAUGGAGAGUGUGUUCUGCUGUUUCGUCCCCCUCGUUUAAACGGCAAGUUUGAGGAAAAUGUGGUGAAAUACACAGAAUCCAUUUCUUAUUCCUCUCUCCGUACAUUCAUCAGAGACAAUGUAUUUGGUCUCUGUCCACAUUUGACCACAGAAAAUAGGGACAUUCUGAGAGGAAGUGAUCUGCUUACAUCAUAUUACAUUGUAGAUUACUUACGAAAUCUCAAAGGCACAAACUACUGGAGGAACAGAAUAAUGAAGGUGGCAACACAGUUCCAGGAUCGAGGUCUGAGUUUUGCUGUGGCAGAUCGACAGGAGUUCCAGGAUGAGCUUGAGGAGGAGUUUGGUUUGGGUUCCUCUGAGGGAGGAGACAUUCCCCUCGUCACAAUCCGGACGAGAGAGGGACACAAGUAUUCCAUGCAGGAAGAAUUCACACGAGAUGGCAAGUCCUUGGAGAGGUUCCUGGAGGAUUACUUUGCUAAAAGAUUGAAGCGAUAUGUGAAAUCUGAGCCUGUUCCAGAGUCCAAUGAUGACCCUGUCAAGGUUGUUGUUGCUGACACAUUUGACGAGAUUGUGAAUGAUCCAGAGAAGGAUGUGUUGGUUGAAUUUUAUGCUCCCUGGUGCGGCCAUUGCAAGAACCUGGAGCCCGUAUACAAGGAGCUUGGAGAAAAGCUUUCUGGGGACCCCAACAUUGUAAUUGCUAAAAUGGACGCCACUGCUAAUGAUGUGCCCCCAAAUUAUGAUGUCCAAGGAUUUCCAACCAUUUACUUUGUGCCUUCUGGACAAAAAGACCAGCCACAGCGAUAUGAGGGUGGUCGUGAGGUUAGUGACUUCAUCAUCUUCCUGAAGAAAGAGGCCACAAAUCCGCUCAUCUUAGACGAAUCAAGGGAUGAACUGUAAACAAACAAUAAGAUGCUGAAUUUUACAGGUGGAGAAAUGCACAAACCCACUUCAGCCAAAUGUUACUCGCAGCUGUUCAUGACAUCAAUCGGGAUCAUCGAAGCACAUGAUAAAAUGCAUCACUUGUAAAAUGUUAGUCAAUACACUACUGGACACAUGAUAAGGAAUGUAGUUUAUAGUUAAAAUACUGUUUUUACAUCAGUUAUUCAAAAAUCUGCUGCCAAGUUGCCUCCGUUUUCUUUUAUUCUCUGUCUUUUAUAACAAAAUGCACUGCAUAUGUGAAAUAUGUUAAUUUCCUGUCUCUUUAUUUAAAUGUUUAUAGGUCACUUAUCAUAAACAUGUUACUGUAGCAUCCUAAAGUGUUCCACUGACUGAAUGCUUUUAAGUUAAGAAGUUUGUACCUAACUCCUUACUGCUGGCUUAGUUUACAAAAUGUUGAAAUUUGUUACUGCAUUGGUGCAUUAGUUACACAAUCUCUUCAUAGUCCAUUCAGAUGCCACUAUAAAAACUUUGUUUCAAGUCUACAGGAUGUGUUAGAGAUUCUGUAAGCAGUUGAUGACUGCAAUAACAGUCUUAUGAAAAGAAUUGGGGUACCUCUACUACCUCCUAAUGUCUGUCAUGUCAAAUCAAACAUCUGUAAGGGUCUUGGAUCGCGUCCUCCAUCCAUACAUGUGAGGAUGUGAGACGUUAACAUCUGCUCCUAGGCUAGAAAUCUUUUAGAAGUUUGACACUUCUUGAACUGUUUAUGUCAUCAAAAAAUGGUGUUUUGUGUUUGCUGUCAUAAUAAAGAAAUGGACAGACA
Sinocyclocheilus anshuiensis is the source of this 2558-nucleotide messenger RNA. RefSeq names its product protein disulfide isomerase family A, member 7 (gene pdia7). The transcript has 13 exons. Gene Ontology annotation, biological process: response to endoplasmic reticulum stress; protein folding. The record is from RefSeq and is a predicted model, not a curated record. NCBI's taxonomy places the organism in Eukaryota, Metazoa, Chordata, Actinopteri, Cypriniformes, Cyprinidae. Gene Ontology annotation, molecular function: protein disulfide isomerase activity. Bases 290 to 1756 code for a protein of 488 amino acids. Gene Ontology annotation, cellular component: cell surface; endoplasmic reticulum.